AGCUGCACCAACAACAACAGCUGCACCAACAACAGCUGCACCAACAACAACAGCUGCAACAACAACAGCUGCACCAACAACAGCUGCACCAACAACAGUUGCAACAACAACAGCUGCACCAACAACAACAGCUGCUCCAACAGCUGCUCCAAUAGCAUUUAAUCAUUACAGAAUUACAAUUGCUGCUUUGAGCAAGCUUUCUCUGCUGUUUAGUGUUCAAGUGGACUCAUACUCUCCCCAUUCAUGCCUUGAUGGUGAUUACUUUCCCAUUUUCUUGGCGCCAACUCCGAGCAAUGGAGUGGAUCUUCCUGCGUUUGUUAACCAACCCCUCGAAAUCAAAGUCAAAUCCAGAGCCCAAUAUUCCACGAUUCAUAACUUGAUUGUUACUGGACCAAUGGGCAUUUCGAAAGAGAAUAUCUCUGCGGAAGAAUAUAUCAUAAAAUGGACACCAACUGAAAAUGAACUGAACGACCAUUUUCCUAUUUGCUUUGUUUCUGAAGCAAUUGACGAAUGGGGCCGAGUUUUUCAAUCCGAGCUACGCUGUGUCAUUGUAGAUGUCGGACACUAUGAGACCAAAGUGACAUGCAGUGAAACAACAAUGACGGUGGAAGUGGAGAAGUCCUACCUUAUCAGACACCAUGAGAACAACUUGCAUCUGAAAGCCUUGGGUGAUUCUUCCUGCGACCUGGCAACACGCUCCAACACGACCCACCUGGUGGCGAUCAUGUCGCUAAAUGCAUGUGGAACCUUUGUAGAGGAGCAAGACGACAACAUCAUCUUCAAGAACGAGAUCACAUCUGCUAACCCGGAUAAUGUAAUUACCAGGCAGCACGACGUUGAGAUCGUCUUCUUCUGCUGCUAUCCAAAGCAAACCAACUUGACCCUGGGAUUCACGCACAAAAACCCGUACGCCUUCCAAGAGAAGGGAUUCGGUGCAUUCACAUUCCAGUUUGAAUUUUUUGAAACCCAGCGUUUCCAAAAACAAGUUGACUCCAACGUUUACCCAGUGGAGGUGUACCUCAAACAGAUUAUGUUCAUGCAGAUCGAAGCGACCACCUCCAUCCCCAACACUGAGCUGUUUGUGGAGACCUGCAAGGCGUCUCCAUAUGACAACGCCAACUCUCAAAUCAGCUACACCAUCAUCGAAAACGGGUGCAUGAGGGACGACACAGUUACAAUCUACCCUAGCCCCAAGACUCACUUCAGAUUUGGAAUGGAGGCUUUUGAGUUCAUCGGUGCUCAUGAAUCGGUGUACAUCACUUGCACCGUCAUCCUGUGUCAGACUGGCGUUCCAGGAACCAGAUGCUCGCAGGGAUGUAUCCGAUCCAACUCAGGCAGAACAAGAAGGGAAGCUGGGGCCGAGUCCUCCAGCCACUCCAUUUCCCAGGGACCUUUGCGCCUGGCUAAAAUUUCAGACAGCAAAGUAUCUGGUCCGAGCAUGAGUCUUGGCAUGAACAUCUUCCUUGUUGCCGGCUGCUUCCUGGUAUGCGGAGCAGUAAUCUACCGUUCAAGGAGGUCCAGAGCUAAAUACAUGCCCCUGCCAUCCUUUGAGUCAGACUAAACACAGAAGCGCCCUUUUGAACUUCUCUGAUUAUAAGAAAGAUUAUCAGAUACUGUGUAAUGUUUACUAUAGUGUUGAGAUCUUCAUAUUAGGUUGAAUAAUUAAAACGAAAGUUAGUUAUAAUCAAAUAUAGUCAAUUAUAUUCUUGUAUAACCCACGAUGAAAAUGUUUCAUAUGUUAUGAUUUUCUAUAUUUACAGUAUAAACAAAGUGGUGUGUUAAAUUGAGUGUGUAAGGCCUAUAAUGGUUUAUGGGUGUCACUGAUAAGAAAGAGGCAGUUUCUUCUCUCUCCCCUCACAUCAGUACACAGGGAGGGGGGCUCCUGACUUAAGGAGAAAUACAUUGAGGCCCCAAAACAGUGGUUAUGUCAUAGCCAAGAAUAAUAUUUUGCAAGUCCUGCAGAGUAGGGGUCAUGUCCUUUUUACACAAACAUGGGAAGGUGUGUCUUAUGCCAGAGCCAUAGAAUAUGUCUGGUCAUGUCCAGUUCUUUAGAUCAGAGGCCAUGCCCAGUUUCCACAAAUAUGGGUAUGGAGGAGGUGUCUUUAGGUUUUUCUAUCCUGUUUUCGAGCAUAAAGACACUGGCAGAUGUGGAGGAACUUUCUUUUUGGAGAGAGUGAGAGAGAGGGGGGGGAUCCCCUGGUAUACUCUCUCUCUGUAACGCUCUCUCCCUGAGAGCUGGGUUUUUGCUCUCGGUAAGGUUCUCUCAAACUUGGUAAAUAUCUCUCAAAUUUCUUGGUUGAAUGCGGAGUGAAUUUCUGGGUUGAAGGAGUGGAAUGACUUGAUGUGUUUGUGAGUGGAAUGAUAGUGAUGUGUUUGUGAAAUUUAGGCCCGCCAUCUGUGAGGAAUCUUCCUCCGAAUUCAUGCGGAUAGGUAUGGGUUUUUGAAUGUUAGUCCCGCCACCUAUGUCGGAAUAUAGGUGUGAAGUGUUAGGCCCGCCAUCUGUGAGGAAUCUUCCUCCGAAUUCAUGCGGAUAGGUAUGGGAAUGUUAGUCCCGCCACCUGUGUCGGAAAAAAGGUAUGGAAUUGAUGUGAAUUGAUUUGGUGAAUGAAAGUUUUAAUGUGCUUUUUAUUAUCACCGGUCUUUUAUGAGGAAAUGCCUCUAAAUUCUAUCGGGAGAUUUUAAAUGUCACAACUGAAUUGGACAGUUGAAGUUACAAAUUAUGGUAAUAAAUGUAAAACUGUGAAUUAGAACAUGAUCACAGCAUAAUAGGUUUAGUAUGAUUAUAAUGUUGUAACGAGAGAAGGUAAAAACCCUGUAUAAGUUUGGACCUAUUUUUCUUCAAAUAAACUGAUCCCACCUUUUGGAUUGGGA
This is a messenger RNA of Trematomus bernacchii (emerald rockcod), 2871 nucleotides long. RefSeq names its product CUB and zona pellucida-like domain-containing protein 1. NCBI's taxonomy places the organism in Eukaryota, Metazoa, Chordata, Actinopteri, Perciformes, Nototheniidae. The transcript is spliced from 9 exons. Bases 395 to 1561 code for a protein of 388 amino acids. The record is from RefSeq and is a predicted model, not a curated record.